AUGAAGGCCGUUACUUCCUGGAGCCUUGUGGCCCUCCUGCUGCAGGCCACUGGCACUAACGCCGCGAUCCGGACUGAUCUCGGCGCCCGCAAUGUGCAGAUCGCGGAGAUGGACGGCACUGGUGUCCGCCAUGGGGAUCAGAUUGUCUUCUCCGAUCCCCGCUCCGACUUCGAGGAGUACUUCCGUUGCGCUCCCGCGUCCGGCAAGCACCUCACCUUCAGCGCGUCUGGACGGUACGCUGCCUGCUGCUACCCCUCUCAGCAGCUUAUUGGCAGCAUCGACACUGCCUUUGACUGCUGCGGCGAAGGCCACGAGCUCGCUGGCUCCAACAGAACUGGGUACCGCUGCUGCCCUAUCAGCCAGAUCUUCGAUGGCCAGGUCUGCAAGGCCCCUCAGCCUGUGUGCACGAAGGGCAAGGUGCUGGUGAACAACAAGUGUGUCUGCCCCGCCGGAUACUUCGAGAACGCUCUGGGCAACUGUGAGCGUACCUGCACCUCCGGUAUCUCCACUGGCAAGUGCUACACUUUCACCUGGGAGAACGCCGAGCGUCUCGGCUUCAACGCUGAGGGUUACUACCUCGCCGCCCAAGACGAUCUCCAGCAGAAGUUUGGCAAGUUCCAGCUCUGCAAGGACGAAGUCUGCACGCCUAACCUCCCCGUCAACCCCGAGGACGGUUUCCGCAUCAAGGACCUGCACGGCAACCCCGUUGACGGCCAGCAGCCUGGUCUGUGGCUCAACAACGCCCACAACGGCGGCCAGAUCGGCAAGACCGUGCACUGGGACAAGUCGGGCGAGUUCUCCCUCACCAAGUGGCCCUGCGGCAAGUACUGCCUGACCGGAUACGACCACGGUCUGGGCGUUGCCUACCCUGCCCUGACCCCUGCCUUCACCUUCACUACCUAUGACCAGCAGUCGUGCAUCCCCAUCGAUAUCACCGAGGUGCCCUGCGACGUCCGCCACCCCAACAACAACUGCAUCUGGAAGAACGGCAAGGAUCAGUGCUGCAACUCGGUGGACUGCACCGCCCAGUGA
Aspergillus uvarum CBS 121591 is the source of this 1032-nucleotide messenger RNA. Its product is annotated as cysteine-rich secreted protein. Bases 1 to 1032 code for a protein of 343 amino acids. The transcript has 3 exons. The record is from RefSeq and is a predicted model, not a curated record. Lineage: Eukaryota; Fungi; Ascomycota; Eurotiomycetes; Eurotiales; Aspergillaceae.